Orbicella faveolata is the source of this 924-nucleotide messenger RNA. RefSeq lists its product as uncharacterized. The record is from RefSeq and is a predicted model, not a curated record. Lineage: Eukaryota; Metazoa; Cnidaria; Anthozoa; Scleractinia; Merulinidae.
UGAGAGUGUCAUGGAAUGAACAUGGCUCGCUUAUGGCGUGGAAUCCUUUUGUUUCUCGCAGGUUUUUCUUUCUUUAUAGUAAAGGCUACUACGAAGAAGCCUUCUUCAAACUUGAUCAAAAUACAAGUUGAACCAGGCAAACAAAGCGAAGAACACUUUCAUGAGGUUUCGGUGGAUCAAGAACACGGCGGUCAAACUAGGCGAAGAAGGAAAAGAUCUCACGCUUGGUCAUGGUGGAGCGGAAGAAGAAGAAGCAGGAGAAAAAGUUCUUAUAAUACCAGACCCCAUUGUGAACAUGAAACCCAUGUCCACUUCAGAACCCGUUGUUGCUCAGGAAAAUUCGUCAACGAUCCUCUGCUGCAGACCUGCUGUGCUGGGCACAUCGUGUCGAAGAACUUGGUCCCAGUUUUCUGCCACCCUUCGUAUGGGUGUGGUCAAUUCCGGUUUGAUCUCAACAGCCAGAAAUGUUGUUAUGGUAACAGCACGUCGACGUGCAAGGACGUGGACCCGGCGUGUGGCUGGGCGAAAUACAACUCGUCGACCCAACGAUGCUGCGAUGGUCGAUAUACAUACUAUAUUACUAACCAGAUGUGUUGUCACCGCCGUGUUAUUUCCAGAUCUAGGGCUUGUUUAUUUUAGCCUAGAUGUGAGCCGUAGCCCGAAGGGACUCCCUGACAAAAAUGACGUUGUACUAGUCGGGCAUUCAGGGGUUUAGAUUUAAGUAAUGGAGGAUUUUUCCUUCUUUACCUAGCCUUGCCUAAACACGAGGUGGGAUGGCAGAAUUCGAGACAAUUGAGCAAACCCGAGAUGGAAGUAAGGGUUUACUUUACCUUUAAGAAUUCUCCCAAAUUCCCGAGUGUUUAGAUGAGGCUAUGUAAACAUGGAAAAAAGUCCUCUAUUUAAGAAAUAGAAAACAUGUACCGU